Patella vulgata (common limpet) is the source of this 1474-nucleotide messenger RNA. Its product is annotated as solute carrier family 28 member 3. Lineage: Eukaryota; Metazoa; Mollusca; Gastropoda; Patellidae. Gene Ontology annotation, cellular component: membrane. The record is from RefSeq and is a predicted model, not a curated record. The annotation marks the transcript as partial. Gene Ontology annotation, biological process: nucleoside transmembrane transport. Gene Ontology annotation, molecular function: nucleoside:sodium symporter activity. The transcript has 9 exons.
GUAGUUUUAAUUUUGUAUCUUAUGUACUUUGGCUAUGCCAUGUACUGGCGCUUUGGGGACGAAGGCUCAAUACAGCUCCUAGUUUGUACCGUUUUAGGAAUCUUAAUCAUUUUCCAUAAGAUUAUUCAGAAGAAAGAAUGUGGCAGUUGUAUACUACUUGUGAUUGACAGGCAUUGUAUAUUCUGGGCAAUCUCUUCACAAUUUCUUUUGGCUAUCGUUUUGCUGAAGACGACGUGGGGUAUCCUCACCAUAACCUGGAUGGCUGAUAGAGUGACGUCAUUUAUGGAAAAUGGCUAUAAAGCAUCGGAAUUUGUUUUUGGCAAAACAUAUAGAGACCAUAUGAUUAUCUUACAGGCGAUGCCUCUAACGUUUUUUAUCGGUGCGUUUACAGCUAUUUUGUAUCAUUUUGGUGUCAUGCAGUAUAUAAGUAAAUCUAUCGGCAGAGCCCUUUCUUCAACUCUUUGCACAAGUCCACCAGAAUCGUUGAGUGUGGCAGCUAAUAUAUUUCUUGGAGCAAGCCAAGCACUACUUGUUGUUAAACCGUAUCUCCAGUACAUGUCAAGAUCUGAACUCUUUUCUUUAAUGGUUGGUGGAUUUUCAUCUGUUAGUACUUCUCUGUUUGAUUUAUACAUUAGUGUUGGGGUUCCAGCCAAACAUCUAUUAGCAGCUUGUAUAAUGUCAGCACCAGCAUCGUUUGCUAUAUCCAAACUACUGGUACCAGAAUCAAAAAUGAACAAGGAAAAACAACAGAAAUACAGUGACACUCUUCACUUGGAGAAAUAUAAGAAUAUAAUAGAUGCUACCUGCAAGGGAGCUCUAGACUCUGUAACCCUGUUCUGUAGUGCCAUAGUAAAUCUCUAUGUAUUUUACGCUCUUUUGCAAUUAAUUAAUACCACAUUAGCAUGGUUUGGUGAACGAGUAGGAGUAGAAGGUCUGACCUUUCAGUUCAUAAUUUCCUACUUGUUUCUCCCACUGCCAUUAUUGAUGGGUGUCGAUACGAAGGAUUGUAGAGCAAUAGCUAAACUAAUAGUCUAUAACCUAAUGGGCACCAACAAAUUGGCUUAUAUUAUGUUGGGGAAGCUGAGAAACAAUCAUCAACAAUUUCUCAACUAUACAUCAACUCUGGCAACCAAUGCGACCUGGCAUUAUAACGGAGAUGACAUUUUCUUGACACAGUGGAACCGGACCCUUACUGAUGGCAUUAUUUCGGAACGAUCAACGGUGAUAGCUACGUACGCCUUUUGUGGUUUCGCUAAUUUUACUGCUAUGGGUAUCGUGAUGGGAGCCUUGAUCGCAUUGAUACCAAAGCGGAAAGUUGUGGUGCUUAAUCUUAUAUUAAAGGCUAUGGUAGCAGGAAAUAUAGCAUGCUACCUCACAGCUUGCAUAUCAGGGUUAUUUCAUGGCACUUAGAGACAGUUCCGGAUUAACCAUUAAGCAAACUAAACACGUGCUUAGGCACUGAAUUUCUGCUUUG